This is a messenger RNA of Pygocentrus nattereri (red-bellied piranha), 2465 nucleotides long. RefSeq names its product serine/threonine-protein kinase 4-like. Gene Ontology annotation, biological process: regulation of MAPK cascade; protein phosphorylation; intracellular signal transduction. The transcript is spliced from 11 exons. Gene Ontology annotation, cellular component: cytoplasm. NCBI's taxonomy places the organism in Eukaryota, Metazoa, Chordata, Actinopteri, Characiformes, Serrasalmidae. Gene Ontology annotation, molecular function: protein serine/threonine kinase activity; ATP binding. The record is from RefSeq and is a predicted model, not a curated record. The coding region runs from base 253 to 1701 and encodes 482 amino acids.
AACCCUGUUUCUCAUUGCGGAACUCGAGGCGGGCGGACCGGGCUCUGGUGUGGAAAUAGGACAUUUCACCAAUAAUAAUGAUAAAAGUCAAACUCCUCGGCGUUUAGGAAGCGUUCCGGCUAUACAUUCAACAGAAAUCGUCCCAGAAGAACGAAGAAUUGGGUCGCCGCCUGCGAGUUUAACCCCUGCUAGCUCGUAGCUGAAGUUAGACUCAAAUGUAGCUCAUUAGCCGGCGAGCUAUCAAAACAAGCCAUGAUGGAGAAAAGGGAACAGGUACAGCUGAGGAACAACCCUCGCAGGCAAUUGAAGAAGCUCAGUGAGGACAGUUUGACCAAGCAGCCUGAAGAGGUGUUUGAUGUAUUGGAGAAGCUUGGAGAGGGGUCUUAUGGCAGCGUGUUCAAGGCCCAUCAUAAAGAGACGGGGGAGAUCGUGGCCAUUAAACAGGUUCCUGUGGAGUCAGACCUGCAAGAGAUCAUUAAAGAGAUCUCCAUUAUGCAGCAGUGCAACAGCCCGCAUGUUGUGAGGUACUACGGCAGUUACUUUAAGAACAGCGAUCUGUGGAUCGUGAUGGAGUACUGUGGGGCUGGCUCCGUGUCCGACAUUAUCAGACAGCGCAACAAGACGUUAGGGGAGGAUGAGAUAGCUGCCAUCCUGCAGUCCACUCUGAAAGGGCUGGAGUACCUGCACUUCAUGAGGAAGAUUCACAGAGACAUCAAAGCUGGGAACAUUUUGCUGAACUCGGAGGGACAGGCCAAACUUGCUGAUUUUGGUGUUGCAGGACAGUUAACUGACACGAUGGCGAAACGAAACACGGUGAUUGGAACGCCGUUCUGGAUGGCUCCAGAGGUCAUUCAGGAGAUUGGUUAUAACUGUGUAGCAGAUAUCUGGUCUCUGGGAAUCACCGCUAUAGAGAUGGCCGAAGGGAAGCCUCCAUAUGCGGACAUACACCCUAUGAGGGCGAUAUUCAUGAUUCCAACAAAUCCACCACCAACGUUUCGGAACCCUGAGCAGUGGUCCGAACCUUUUAGAGAGUUUGUGUCACAGUGCCUGGUGAAGAGCCCUGAGAGCCGAGCAACGGCCACACAGCUUCUGCAGCACCCAUUCAUAAAGAAUUCCAAGUCCAACAGUGUCCUGAGGGCACUGAUUACAGAGGCGAUGGAUCUCAAACUGAAGAAACAGGAGGCUCAGCAGAGAGAACAGGAUGCAGAAGAUGAAGAAAACUCGGAUGACGAUGAAGUGGAUCAGGGUACCAUGGUGAGGGCUGGAGCUUCAGACCUCGGAACCGUCCGUGCGGCAGGCUCUCUGGGUAGCUCAUCGGGAACUAUGAUCGAGCACGAUGGCACCAUGGAGUCUCAGCUUGGCACAAUGGUCAUAAACUCAGAUGACGAGGAAGAGGAUGCAGGCACUAUGAAACGCAGCGAAGAAACGGUGCAGCCAGCUAAGCCGUCGUUCCUUGAGUAUUUCGAACAGAAAGAGAAGGAGGCCAACAAAAACAGCGACAACGACAAUCGCAAACUGCCUGCAGAAGCUGACAUGGAGGUGAUACGUUCCUGGAGUGUGGAGGAGCUGAGGAGGCGUUUGGCCUCUCUGGACCCUCAGAUGGAACAGGAGAUUGAGGAGAUCCGCCAGCGCUACCAGGCCAAGCGCCAGCCCAUCCUUGAUGCCAUUGAGGCCAAGAAGCGUCGCCAGCAAAACUUCUGAGCUGGCUUAUCUCACUUUGUUUAGGAGGACACUGUCAGUUACCGAUGAAGGUACAUGUGAAAGUUCACAGAACCAAUCCAUGCUGUCCUGCAUGAUAUUUUUGCCUAACUUAUAAGGUUCUUGCUGUGCAUUUAUUUUAUUUUGUUUAUUUUUUGGUAUUUUUAUCUCUGAUGCUGCGUCUCCACUGCUGUUGGUACUAGACUGGUGGUACUAUUGGACUCAAAAAGCCAGGGAACAACAUUUUCAUACACUGUCUUUAUAUGUUUACACCACUUUGUGUUGCUCAGUGCUUUGGUUUUUUUUUUUGGUUUUUUUUUAAUGCUACUUGAGUUUGUAUGCGCUGUUUUGUAUACAGUUCGGUGUAGCGUCACUGUUCUGCAGACAAUUUCCAAAGUUUUGUAGUCAUAAAACACACAAUUAAAUGAUUUGCAUAUUCUAAUUAGUAAUCUUCUAAAGCAGAGGUCUUCAAUCAAGGCUCUCAUCUGGUACUUCAAGGGUUUUUUCCCCUCAAUCCCAUUUCAGUGGUGGAAACUAAUCAUUUGAGUAAUAUUACAUUAUUUUAAUUAAGAACAGCUUUAAAGUCGUUCAGAGUGGUUUGGUGUGAAAAUGCUCUGUUCUAGAGAAACUUACUGAGUCAGAAUUGUUCAGGGUGGUGAUGUCAAACAUGUAAUGCCUCUCAAAGCUUUUAGUUUUGCAAGGCUUUUGGCCUAAAACAUUAUACAUAUAAUAAUAAUAUAAUAUAGUGUGUGUGUGUGUGUGUAUGU